Molecule: messenger RNA, 5074 nt
Organism: Carassius gibelio (silver crucian carp)
Lineage: Eukaryota; Metazoa; Chordata; Actinopteri; Cypriniformes; Cyprinidae
Gene: tns3.2
Product: tensin-3
Exons: 28
Coding region: 291-3860 (1189 amino acids)
Molecular function (GO): protein binding
Source: RefSeq, a predicted model, not a curated record
UUAUGACCCAGUUACAGGAUGGAAAAAAACCUACGUGAGCUCACAUAGUUUCAUUAAUUAUUUAGAAAUCAUUGGAUUGCUGUGAUAAUUGGGUGUUUUUAAUGAUAUACAAUCUGUUCAAUAUCAGGUCUGGCCUUUCCAAUACACAAAGAAAAAAUUCAGAGUUAACUGCAUCAUAUGUCCAUUGUGUGUCUCAGGGCUUUUUCUUUGAAAUAGGGAGGCAUUUAGAAGAGUAUUGAGAGGAGAUUUCAACCGGACAGAAGGGUCUCCUCUCAUGAGGGAACACUGCGAUGGCGGAGGGAUCGGAAUUUGACCUGGACUACAUUACAGAGCGUAUCAUUGGCCUCACCUUCCUCCAGUCCUGCACAGAGCAGACGUACCAGCACAACCUGCACAGCAUCACGCAGAUGCUGCGGUCCAAACAUGCUGAUCGAUACAUGGUCAUUAACUUAACCGAACGCAGUGAUGAUCUCAGCAGGAUGAAUCACAGGGUGGUGGAUUUGGGAUGGCCAGAGCAACAUGCUCCGUCGCUCCAUCUGCUGUGUUCGGUGUGUAAAAACAUGGACAGCUGGCUUAGGGCAUACUCUGAAAAUGUGCUGCUGCUACACUGCAAAGGCUGCAAAGACAGAGUGGGUGUGGUCAUAUCCUCUUACAUCCAGCUAGCUAAUGUUUCCACCAGUGAGGAACAAGCAUUAGAUCUCUACUCCAUGAAGAAGUUCUGCCGUGAUAAAAUGGUUAACCUUAUGACUCCAUCUCAGAAAAGGUAUGUGCAGGCGUUUGGCAGGCUCCUUACCCAUCAGAUCCACAUAAACUCUUCCCCGCUCUUCAUCCAUUGCAUUAAUAUCCAUCCCGUUCCUGACUUUCACCCUACAGUGUGUCAGCUGUUUAUCAGAGUGUAUCAAGAUACACAGACAGUAUACACAUCAGGAGUGCAGCAGGUUCCUGUAGGUCAGACAGACAGAGUGUGUUUUGUUCUGGAACCCCCACAGAUGCUCAAAGGCGAUUUCAUGAUUGCGUGUUAUCAUAAAAAUGGUUCCACGAGGACUCAUGAGACAGUGUUUCGUGUGCAGUUCCACACCAGCACUCUGUGUGGAGACAAACUUUCCUUGCAGAAAGAAGACCUUGAUCAUGCCAACAUAGACCCAAGAUUCCCAGAGGACGGUGUGGUGGAGAUGCUCUUUUCAGAAAUUGCCAACAGAGGCCCGUCCCUUGCUUCAGAUUGUGGUCACUGGAACAGUUCAGCAGUUGACAUGGAAAAUGACACUCUGAAUUCACUACACACUCAAUGGGACUUCACUGAAAAUCUUGCAGCAGCUGCCAAGCAAAAAGAAGGCACACACUCUCUGAGCAGUGACUCUGGACUCUCCAGCUCCUCCCAGUGGACUGGAGGACAAGCCUCUGGGCUCACAAUCAGCUACAGCUCUGAGGAGCAUCCCCAACUCUCCAGAGUAAACCCUGGGUUAAGUAUGGAGGAGGAACAACCUUCUCCAGGCAUCCUGAGAUAUGACCCUAAAGCCAAUCAAGAUGCAUUUGAUCAUUCUAGUCAUUUAAAUGGUAAAGCCAUGUUCAUAGAGCGGGAGACAGACAUUAUAGAUGAUGACGAUGACAUCAUUGUUCCUAAUGAUGCCACUGCUGCUGUUUCUGACUCUAAAUACACACUGUCUUCAAAGGAAAUGUCUGGUUUGUCUUCAGGUGAAUGUCAGAACUCCAUCCAAUCAGAUGAUUGCCAAAGUGAAGCUCCCCCUGCUAUAUUUAGAGACGAUGUGAAUUCCUCAAACACUCUCAUACACACUUCAGUACCUGCUGGAUAUCAGACACAUAUAUGGGUGAAACAGCAACAAUCCACGUCUUACAUGCACACUUCCUCAGACGGACUGGAACACAGGGAGGAGAUGGAGCUCCAAAAAGGUGCAAACAAACCUUCAUUACCAGACAAUGGCUUUCCGGAGUCGCAGUCCGAACCAGACAAAGAUGAUGAGUUUGCGACACUGGCUUUGGAUGUAGAUCAAUCAAUCGAACAGCUCAAUCAGCUGAUCCUGGACCUUGACCCGGACUUUGAGCCAGUCUCCACCCAGGCAAGGAGUCACAUGACCCGCUCGGCCUCCCUUGACACCAAUGGAAAGACGCAAUCAGGUGGAAGGGCCAAAUUUCUCCAGUCAGGUUGGAGGCACAAACAGCUCAGUGAUGUCUCUGAAUACUCUGUGCUGCAGAGUGCAGGUAGAGAUAGAAUGGAGAACAAACAGAGAUUCAUCUUUGGCAAACCAUCUCUGCGAGGUCUAUAUCGCAAUGACUCUGUUGACAUUGGUGACCUUCCUCCAGAGGCUGACAGUCCACUGUGGGUAGGUCUUGAUCAAGUUCCGCCCACACCAGCAUUUCCUGUGACACCCCCCACUCCAUAUGUUAAGAGUGGACAUGACUUCAUCGCUUCAAGAUCUAGCUCUCAAACCAGUAGACACUACAUGAGCUCUCCAAUAUGGCAAGAGUCAAGAGGAUAUGUGGACAGCAUAUCAUCUGAUGGAGAGCUCUAUCACUCUGAUGUCACAGGAAGUCCCACCUCCUGUCAGAGGAUGUUUGGAUCCAUGCACUCUAUCUCCACCCCCAGCCCACUGGUCAACACAGACAGUCCCACCCUCGCUCAUUCCUGGUUAGAGGGUGGAUCCAGCACCCCCUUGAGUCACUACACCCCUCAGCCCUCCCCACCCCUCACCCUCUCGGCCCCAAACUCCCACAGCUCCCCUCGGGGAGCACCCUGUGGCCUGUCCUCCUCUCUGGAUGUCGAGAGCCUGGAGAGCAGCCUUCUGGAGGCGGUGGAGGGUCUGGAGGCUCUGGGUCUGGAUGUGGCUCAGCCUCCCCUUCUGCCCCUGAAGAGACGAGGGACUGAAGGCUCAGAGACCAUGUUCCCGUUCAGCAGGAGUGGAAUCAGCACGUCCUAUGCCAGUCACAACACCUCACCCACCAGAUCCACACCAAGUCCAGAUUUCAUGGCCAGUAAACCAGAAAAUGUGAAGUUCGUUCAGGAUACGUCAAAGUUUUGGUACAAGCCAGAUAUCUCAAGAGAGCAAGCUAUUGCCAUUCUCAAGGAUAAAGAGCCGGGGUCCUUCAUCAUCAGAGACAGUCACUCUUUCAGAGGAGCUUACGGAUUGGCCAUGAAGGUGGCCACGCCCCCACCGUCCAUUCCACAGCAAAGCCGAAAAAUGGGCGAUCUGUCCAGUGAGCUUGUGCGGCAUUUCCUGAUCGAGUGCACAUCUAAAGGAGUGAGGUUAAAAGGCUGCCCCAACGAACCUUAUUUUGGGAGUCUCACAGCUUUGGUGUGUCAGCAUUCAAUCACACCCUUGGCUUUACCCUGCAGACUCAUCAUCCCAAAGAGAGACCCUCUGGAGGAAUUAAAUGAAUCUUCAUCACAGACGUCUACAAACUCUGCAGCCGAGCUUCUCAAGCAGGGAGCAGCGUGUAACGUGUGGUUCCUGGGCAGCGUGGAUCUAGAGUCUCUGACAGGAGUUCAGGGUGUCCAGAAGGCCACCACUGGGAUCUUCAGCAUGGACCCAGCACCCACAUCCACCGUCGUUCACUUUAAAGUGUCUGCACAGGGAAUCACCCUCACAGACAACCAGAGGAAAUUGUUCUUCAGGAGACACUAUGCUGUCAACACUGUGAUAUUCUGUGCCCUGGAUCCUCAGGACAGGAAGUGGACACGGGACGGCUGCACAGCUGCAAAGAUCUUUGGCUUCAUUGCGAGGAAAAGUGGUAACAGCACAGAGAAUGUGUGUCACCUGUUUGCUGAGCACGACCCCGAGCAGCCGGCCAGCGCCAUUGUCAACUUUGUCUCUAAGGUGAUGAUCGGCUCUCAGAAGACCAAAUAGAAAAAACAUACGCAGAGGUUCCUGAUGAACUGGGACCAACUCCACAUCUUCAACUUCAGAUGUAGAGGAGCCAAACGGAUUUACAUUUUUGCUACUGUAAUGUGACCGCUUUUAUGCACUGAUGGCGUUGAGACAGUAAAACAUCAGUAUUGGAAUGGACAAAACUUUAUUUUAUGUUGGAUUCUCCAUUUAUUUAUUUUUUUGACAAGAUACACAGGGACCGCGCUAAAUGCCAUUGGGAUUGUAUUUUAUGGGUGGGCUACCUUUUUUUUUUUUUUUUUUUACAAGGCCCAGGACAACAUUUCCACUUGUCCCCCCUAAUGAUGGACAAGAAGAUCCCUUCCACAGGAAGUCUUUGAAAUCUAUGCGGCACUCUUGCAUCACAGGACACAUCCAGAAGGGGGCGCCACAUUUCUUCGGCUCGUUCUCACACUGCUAUAAACACAAAAAUAUUAUUUUAUCUUAUUUUUAUUUAUUAUUUUGCAGUUAGGUUUGCAGUAUUUCCGAGCUCCUUGGGUUUGUUUGGAAAUAAAAAUGUUGGAGGUGUAUAUGUAGAUUCAUAUUCAGUCUGGGCACAUGCAAACAAAAGAUGCAGACCAAAGACCAUUUUGCAUAUCAAUUUACAAAACUGUAAUGAUUUUAUAUACGUGAAUACAUUAUCAAAUGCUACUUAAAAAAAAAAAAAAAAAAAAAAAAAAUUGCUCAAAAUAUUCAGUUGUUGUUUAUCUCUGUGUUUGUUUAUAAGUGCUGAGCUCCCAUUUUUAGUCAAUGACAAGUGGUUUCCCUAAAAAGCAUAUUUGUAUUGACUUUGUUUAUAUAUUUGGAAAUAUCAUAUAACUCAUAUUCUGUGUAUACUUAUCUCUUACUCAUCUAUGCAAAAUGAGAAUUAAACCAUCUUAUUUGAUAAACCACCCUUAGUUGAGGUAAGCAUAACAUAACUUUUUUCUUUCUUUCUUUCUUUUUUUUUACUGUAAAGAGGAUUUUGCCAUAAACAUUUAACUUGGAAAUCAUCUGAAUCAGACAUAUCUGAAUAAACAUGCAUGUGCAUGAAACGUUUCUUACUUUAAGAAGCAGGGACCAUGUUUUCAUCACAAAAGCUAUUCUGUACUUUCUUUGUACUGUCUAAGGCUUUGGUUUAUUUGUAAAUGAAUGAUUUAUGGACUGUAUACAUGCACAGAAUACAAUAUUAAAGAAACCGUAUGGUACUAAAUCGA